Messenger RNA from Peniophora sp. CBMAI 1063, 441 nucleotides. Lineage: Eukaryota; Fungi; Basidiomycota; Agaricomycetes; Russulales; Peniophoraceae. The record is from the annotation of a GenBank genome assembly.
AUGGGACACCCUAUUCUAGUACAGCCGUAUGAGUCGCUGAUAGACCGACAAACCACACGCGCACACCUCAAUUCUCUGAAGGAGACCGAUCCUGCAUUCUACGCUGAGCUUACAGGCACACGAUUCGAAGAACAACACGUACUAGGCUCGCCCAACACGACCUUUGCAGAAGAUGAGGCCCCUGUGGAUAUUAGCGGUGGUGACACCGAUGAUAGCGACAUCCCUCUCAAUGUGGUCAUCAACAGUGCAUUCGAACUGGACGGCGAGGACGACGUAGACUUUCCCAUCACAAUCAGCGACUCGGGCACUCUCUCGUCGGCCGCACAAACCGAGCAGCUGCAGGUCAGCGAUGACGGGCUGCCUAUCCAGAACACGAGCCUGCCGGUCAAGACCUCUCGCCAUCGUACUCAGAAGAAGCCGAUGGAGCCUUUGAGGCGCUGA